AUGACCCAUCCCACAAAGGCCAUUUACAAGUGGCUCAUCCAGGACAGCGUUCGGGUCGGAAACACUUCAUCCAACCCUUCGACGCAACCUGUCUAUACCGAAGCAGAUCAUAUGAACACGUUCCCUCAAAUCGAAGCCAUCGACUACCACACCACCCACACCAUCUCCUCCAUUCGCAUCACUCCCUACCCCGCAGGGCAUGUCCUCGGCGCGGCUAUGUUUCUGAUCGAGAUCGCGGGGCUCAAAAUAUUCUUCACGGGUGACUACUCUCGAGAACAGGAUCGACAUCUUGUGUCAGCGGAGGUUCCAAAGGGUGUCAAAAUCGAUGUUCUCAUCACCGAGUCGACGUACGGUAUCGCGUCACACGUGCCGAGAGUGGAAAGAGAGCAAGCUCUCAUGAAAUCAAUUACAAGCAUCCUCAACCGUGGCGGCCGCGUUCUGAUGCCUGUGUUCGCCCUCGGUCGAGCUCAAGAAUUACUGCUCAUUCUCGACGAGUACUGGGGCAAGCACCCCGACUUCCAGAAGUACCCCAUCUACUACGCCAGUAACCUUGCCCGAAAGUGCAUGGUCGUUUAUCAGACGUAUGUGGGAGCCAUGAAUGACAAUAUCAAAAGACUCUUCCGCGAAGGAAUGGCACAAGCAGAAGCAUCAGGUGACGGCAGUGGCAAGGGUGGUCCGUGGGAUUUCAACUAUAUUCGAUCGCUGAAAAAUCUUGAUCGAUUCGAUGACCUGGGUGGUUGCGUGAUGCUGGCCAGCCCGGGUAUGCUGCAAAAUGGAGUCAGCCGAGAGCUGCUGGAAAGGUGGGCGCCAAAUGACAAGAACGGCGUCAUUAUCACCGGUUACAGUGUUGAGGGUACCAUGGCCAAGCAGAUCAUGCAGGAGCCAGAUCAGAUCCAAGCCGUGAUGAGCAGGACCAUGGCCAAUGCUCGUCGCGGUCCCGGUGGAGACGGAGAGAAGUUUUUGAUUCCCAGGAGGUGCAGUGUACAGGAAUACUCAUUUGCCGCACACGUCGACGGGACGGAAAACCGCGAGUUCAUUGAGGAGGUUGCUGCUCCAGUUGUAAUCCUUGUCCACGGCGAACAGCACAACAUGAUGCGCCUCAAGUCCAAGCUUUUGUCUCUAAACGCAAACAAAUCCAUCAAGGCCAAGAUCUUCAGUCCCAAAAAUUGCGAGGAACUCCGCAUUCCAUUCAAGCAGGAUAAGACAGCCAAGGUUGUCGGCAAGCUAGCCACAAUUCAACCGCCUACGAAGAGCACAUUAGAGGAUGGCCAGAACGCCCCCCUAAUCACAGGCGUCCUUGUCCAGAACGACUUCAAGCUGUCUCUGAUGGCACCCGAGGACUUGCGUGAAUACGCUGGUCUCAAUACCACGACCAUCACCUGCAAGCAACGCCUCAAGCUCAGCGCCGCCGGCAUUGACCUUAUUCGGUGGGGCCUUGAGGGCGUAUUCGGCACCGUUGAGGAACUUCCCGAGAUGCACAAGAAGAAGCUCAGCAAGACGCAUGAUGGCGAUCAUGAAGAAGCAGAUGAAAACACAAACGAAGUCCCCAAACAAGAGGAGGCCGAUGAAGAAGUGGCGAGCUUAGUAGCUGCAUACCUUUUGAUGGGCUGCGUAACAUUCCGCUACCGUAGCGACGGCGAAGUUGAGCUUGAGUGGGAAGGCAACCUUCUGAACGACAGCAUUGCAGACGCUGUACUGACCUGUCUCUACUCGGUGGAGAGCAGCCCCGCUGCCGUAAAGCGUUCCGGCAACACACACCAGCAUGACCACGGACCCACAGGCCAUAACCCACACGCUAAUCUUUCUCCUGAGGAACGACUCGAGCGAUUCCUCAUGAUUGUGGAGAACCAAUUCGGCGCUGACAAUGUCAAUCCUGUUGCGGAUCCGAAGUUGCCUGUUACUUCAAAGGAUGAUGCUAAGGGCGAGGACGAGGGCGAGGACGCUGAUCCUUCUGCCAUGGACACGUCAAAUGAUGGCGGGGACAAAGAUCUUGAUGAACGUCGCCGCGCAGAACUUGAUCGUCUGCACAAACUGGGUAUCCCUGUUCCAGGAAUCCACAUCAAGGUUGAUAAGAUGGAGGCUACCGUAUGGUUGGAAGAUUUAGAGGUUGAUUGUGUUCACAAGGCGUUUGCGGAUCGUGUGCGCCGCGUCUGUGAACGUGCCGCCGAGGUUACGGCGCCGUUGUGGGGUUGA
Verticillium alfalfae VaMs.102 is the source of this 2193-nucleotide messenger RNA. RefSeq names its product endoribonuclease YSH1. The record is from RefSeq and is a predicted model, not a curated record. Gene Ontology annotation, biological process: mRNA 3'-end processing by stem-loop binding and cleavage. Bases 1 to 2193 code for a protein of 730 amino acids. Gene Ontology annotation, molecular function: RNA endonuclease activity; 5'-3' exonuclease activity; RNA binding. The transcript is spliced from 3 exons. Gene Ontology annotation, cellular component: mRNA cleavage and polyadenylation specificity factor complex. NCBI's taxonomy places the organism in Eukaryota, Fungi, Ascomycota, Sordariomycetes, Glomerellales, Plectosphaerellaceae.